AUGUGCGUCUAGGUCGCAGUUGUGUCAAGAGAUGGGUCGCCUUGUUCACCUGCCUCACCGUUAGGGCAUCCACCUCGAGGUAGUCCACAAUCUGUCAACAGAAUCCUGCAAGAUGGCCAUCCGUAGAUUCAUAUCUCGCCGAGGAUCUCCCAGUGAAAUAUAUUCAGACAACGGGACCAAUUUUCAAGGUGCUAGCCGAGAAUUACGGGAACAGAUCGAGAAUCUCAACAAGAACUUAGGAGAAAUCUAUACGAACACCAACACUAAAUGGAUAUUUAAUCCGCCAUCAGCGCCCCACUUCGGUGGAAUUUGGGAACGCCUCGUAAAAUCAGUUAAGCAGGCUCUUGGGUGCAUGCUCAACUCGCGCAACCCAGAUGACGAAACAUUAUUGACCGCUUUAGCGGAAGCUGAAUCCGUGAUUAACUCGCGCCCGUUGACGUAUCUGCCGUUGGAUUCCGCUGAACAAGAAGCUCUAACUCCUAAUCAUUUUAUUUUGCUGAGUUCUGAUGGAGUAAUUCAACCGCCGAAGACACUGGGAGAAGCUACAGCGGUCACCAGAGGUAACUGGAACUUGGCACAGCAGAUGACAGACCGGUUCUGGUCGAGGUGGGUACGAGAGUACAUACCAACGAUCGCUAAACGAACCAAGUGGUUCCAAGAUGUGAAUCCACCGAAGAUCGGCGACGUAGUUGUAGUGGUAAAUGAAGGAGUGCGAAAUGGAUGGGUCCGAGGACGAAUCGCCUCCAUCGCUAAAGGACAAGAUGGCCGAAUGCGUCAAGCGCUGAUUCAGACAGCCAGCGGUUUCAUGCGACGGCCAACGGCGAAAGUAGCAGUGUUAGCAGUAAAGUCUGGGAGUAAAGCUGAGCCGGAAGCGCAGCAUUACGUGUCGGGGAAUAUAGCGAACGCAGCCAUCGCCGAGAGUACUACCCCUUGAUUAGCGAUUCGCCCAUCUUCACUAGCAAGCUCUAACGUCACCAUAGACGAUCAAAUGUCAAAUUUAUAUAUAUAUAUAUAUAGAAAAAGAAGGAAAAACUGCCACCAGAUAGGAUUGUUUGAACACGUUUUUAAUUUUCAUCAGUGAUUUAUAUUGAAGUUAUAUCUGAAUUAAUAUUCUAUUGGAUUUGCUCUGUAAUAAGGAGACCGAAAUCUUUAAGAGAGCUGCCAUUGUAUAACCUCAAAAAGGCACUUUUCUCGAAGAAUCCGAAAAAGUAAAUCCAACACAUAUUUUGUCCAAAUAUACACCAAACGUAAGAGGACUGUCGUUAAAUUUACUUGUAAUGAAGAACAUAACCUAUCACAAUACAUGAAACAUGGCAUUUAUUCAUUCUCUUUACUCACAAAGCAAAUAUAUUGAAUUGAAUUCGGAAAUUGUUUCAAUCAAUCAACAAUUUAAUCAAUACAAACAAAUGAUUCCUAAGCUAAGGUAGUCCCACGUAAACUUUGCGGUUAUAUCAUUGAAAUAACCCACCCUUUUUUAUAAACUCAAAGAAAGUGUUCAAACCAAACUUUAUCUGUCAAAAAGUGUUGAAUAUUUGACCUCCGCACAAAUAGUGUACGGCCACCUUUAGGUUUACUCCACUCAGUGUACAAGCGGCUUCAGAAUGUGGUUGGUUUUUCUA
This is a messenger RNA of Toxorhynchites rutilus septentrionalis, 1619 nucleotides long. RefSeq lists its product as uncharacterized. Gene Ontology annotation, biological process: DNA integration. The record is from RefSeq and is a predicted model, not a curated record. The transcript has 2 exons. The coding region runs from base 113 to 934 and encodes 273 amino acids. Gene Ontology annotation, molecular function: nucleic acid binding. NCBI's taxonomy places the organism in Eukaryota, Metazoa, Arthropoda, Insecta, Diptera, Culicidae.